Hibiscus syriacus is the source of this 1536-nucleotide messenger RNA. Its product is annotated as GEM-like protein 1. Lineage: Eukaryota; Viridiplantae; Streptophyta; Magnoliopsida; Malvales; Malvaceae. The record is from RefSeq and is a predicted model, not a curated record. Bases 127 to 960 code for a protein of 277 amino acids. The transcript has 4 exons.
AAGAACAUCUUCUCACGAUUUCUUUUUAUUCUUGAAUUUUGAUCCCUCUCCCGAUAUUAGCUUUUUGUUGUUUAAUAAACGAAUUUUCCAUUCUCCUUUUUCUUUAUCUGAUCCGAACACAAAGAAAUGAUGAGCCAGCCCCCGACCGAUCAUGGGAAAAUCUCGGAAACCAAACAGUCAACUUCAUCCUCGGAGUCAACCCAACCGCCCAUUGUCUCUUCUGACUACGCUCCCUACCCGAAGUUAGACCCGACGGACGUCGCUCCUCCACCGGAAAACUGGUCCAUCGGUUCCCAAUCAGAUCCCAAUCCUCACCCGGCACCGAUCUCGACAAGCGCUGCCACCACCAUGCCUGCCGAGUCCAAUCCUUACGUUUCUCCGGCACCAGUUCAAUCAUCUUCCGUCAAGAAUAAGAUGGAAUCAAUGAAAGACGUGUUGGGGAAAUGGGGGAAGAAAGCGGCGGACGAUACUAAGAAGGCGAAAGAGAUAGCCGAUAACAUGUGGCAACACUUGAAAACUGGGCCGAGUUUUGCUGACGCUGCUGUAGGAAAAAUUGCUCAGACAACCAAAGUUAUAGCAGAUGGUGGUUAUGAGAAGAUCUUUGGGACAACAUUUGAGACUGUUCCCGAUGAAAAGCUUCUGAAGACAUAUGGCUGCUACUUGUCCACCUCGGCUGGUCCUGUUAUUGGAGUUCUGUACCUGUCGACCGAAAAGCUUGCUUUCUGUAGCGACAACCCACUGGCUUAUCAAGUUGGUGACCAGACGCAAUAUAGCUAUUAUAAGUGCAUUGUAAGGAAGGACCCAGUUUGUGUAAUAACGUCGAAGGUAGCGUGUUUCAGUGGCCCAAAUGUGCCGGAACCGACAGAUCCACUGGUAGGUCCGAAACCUGACCGAGGAGUGGAUGUUGUAGAGGCCUGGACAGGCCAGCUUGUGUGUCUUCAUCUUAAUUGGCAAACCUGAUAAAGGGAAACAUACACCUAUUUUUAUGGCAGAUGGUAAUACAUUCAGAUCAUGGGCCAUCCACCAGGGACCAUAGAUUCUCACUCUUUAGCUAAUCUAAUCUUUGUAGGUAUAAUGAAUGCAGAUUUCUAAUUAUCAGUUUUGUCUUGUUUCUGUCAUAGAAAGAUUCUCAAAAGUGAUUAAAAAUUUUCCCUCGGUUUUUCUCUAAGAGGCCAAACACAAUCAAGUUUAAUUUUGGUUGUUUUAAUAGCAAAAUGCUAAUCCUCCCCAAAUAAUCAGUAGAUGUAAAAUUGGUCCAUUGCCAUUAAUAGUACUGAAACAGUUGUACAUUCAUUCAAAACAAAGAAAAGAUCAUUAUUGUGGGGGAAAUGGGUAUUUUGUGAAGUGAGGGUUAAGAUUGUUGAAGAAGAACACAAGAGGAAGAAAGGAAGAGCGAGAGAGAGAGGGGAGAACAUCAUAUGUGAUAGCUGUAAUGUCAGUGCAAUUAAUAAAUAUUGUUUCAGUUUACUUUUGUUUCGAGACAGAGAGCCCACAUGUCCCUCGACAGGGACAAACCCAAAAGCAGCAUAAAACCAA